CUUAGUCGUUAGUUUCUUCUGCGCGCUCUUCUGGGUGACCGUCUUGCAGAGCUCAUCUAUUUUUUUUUUUUAUGGUAAAAAGCAGAGCUCCUCCAUUUUUUUUUUUUGGUAAAUAGCAGAGCUCUUCUCUAUUUCCAGGUCGAAUUUCUCACUUUGUGGAAUAUAUUUUUCCGUGCUCACUCUGUAGAGAGAGAUAGAAAACCUUGUAGAGAGAGAAGUGGGAGAAAAUUUCGUAGAGAAAUAGAGAUGAGGCGGAUCACAGGAAUCACCUCUAAGACCCUAGAAAAGUUAGAGAAAAGUGUACAAGCCGGCAACUAUUAUGAGGCUCAGCAGUUGUAUAAGACUAUAUAUGCGAGAUAUGUGGCAAGUCAGAAAUAUGCUGAAGCCUUGGAUUUGCUCCAAUCAGGUGCCUGUAUCCAACUUGCACAUGGACAGGUUACUUGUGGAGCCGAGCUUGCUGUUCUAUUUGUGGAGGUUCUUGUCAGAGGAAAAUGUCCUUAUAAUGAAGGAACUCUUGAUCGUGUCAGAAAAAUAUAUCAAGAGUUUCCACAGCUAUCUGUGCCACAACAUUUAGGGGAUGAUGACGACAUGCAAAAGCUUUCAGAGGCCUUGGCAGCAGCAAAAACACGUGUUGAAGGGUGUUCUUCAUUCUUAAAGGAAGCGAUAAAGUGGUCUGCAGAAUUUGGAGCUCCUAGUAAAGGAUCACCCGAAUUACAUGAUAUGUUGGCAGAGUACAUUUAUUCCCAGUCUCCUGAGUUGGACAUCACAAAGGUCUCAAUGCAUUUUGUCCGUGGAAGGCACCCAGAGAUUUUUGCAUCUACACUAGUGAACUUUAUGGGAAAGUGCUAUCCUGGUGAAGAUGAUUUGGCGAUUGUUCGUUCAGUUCUUAUGUAUCUGUCUUUGGGAAAUCUGAGAGAUGCUAACCUUCUCAUAGAUGAAUUGAGGAAGCAAUUGGCAUCCAAGCAGUUGGACUUCCCUCUCACAGAUUUGACACAGUUCGUCAUUUAUCUUUUGCAGACGUUGGAAAGAGAUGCUCUACCACUUUUUAGGAUACUGAGACAAAAUUACCGUACUAGUAUAUCUAGAGAUCCUUCAUUUGAAGAAUUGCUUGAUGACAUAGCUGAAAGAUUUUAUGGAGUACGACGUAGAAGUGGUGGCCUACAUGGUAUGCUAGGGGAUUUCUUCAAGAUGAUGGGUGGUGAAGUUGCAGCUUGAAGAAGUUCCAUUGGUUCUCUUGCUUUUACAGAAUGGUUUGUCUUCUUUAGGUUUCACAUGGUUUGGCUAAUGUUGACUAGUUAACUUGCAUUAGUGAUGCCAUGUCAAGUUUUGGGUAAGUGGCUUGAUCGUUAUGGUCUUCAUUGUUGCACCCUGUCCUCAGUUCUGAUCCCACUGUUGACCCUUGAGAAUAAAAAAGAAAAAAAAAAAAUGUUAUCGCUUUACGCUUUGACUAUUUGCGUUCAGACCUUACAGUGUUGAGGGUCUGCAGCUAGCAUAUUGGAAGCCCUAAUUUGGUAUUUGUAGGUUAAAAGGGUUUAUUAUGUUGGCGUAACCUUUUCUUCAACUAUUAGGAAGUUCAAGGAUUCUUGAUUUACUUUUAUUGGCUCUAUACAAUUUCAUCAGUUUGGUUACUGCUAA
Messenger RNA from Amborella trichopoda, 1635 nucleotides. Its product is annotated as golgi-to-ER traffic-like protein. Gene Ontology annotation, molecular function: protein binding. The record is from RefSeq and is a predicted model, not a curated record. Gene Ontology annotation, cellular component: cytosol. Gene Ontology annotation, biological process: protein insertion into ER membrane. Lineage: Eukaryota; Viridiplantae; Streptophyta; Magnoliopsida; Amborellales; Amborellaceae.